Molecule: messenger RNA, 732 nt
Organism: Acanthamoeba castellanii str. Neff
Lineage: Eukaryota; Discosea; Longamoebia; Acanthamoebidae
Product: DNA binding nuclease
Exons: 6
Coding region: 1-732 (243 amino acids)
Source: RefSeq, a predicted model, not a curated record
AUGGAGAUGCAACCGCGGACGAUAGCAUGGAUCUUUAUCGCCUGUGCCUUGGGCAUCGGGUUGCACCUUUGCCUGAAUGAUCCCGACCAUUCUCUGCCUCGCGCCCUCCAAUUCAUGGUGUACGGGGCUGGCAUCCUUACGGGGAUCCUCGUAGGCGUCUGGCGAUUACCCGCUGCGGGCAUCCACCCCUACACGCCUCGAGUUGAGAUGUGGAAGCAGCUCACGGGCAAGGAGGUGGAGAAGGACAACGAGUUUGCCACGAAGGCCAAGACCUGGGGCAUCAAGAACGAGAGCGCCGCCGUAGAAGUCUAUGCAGCUCUCCGCCUGAACAAGAGCAUCAUGCCCAACCACACGCAAUACCGCCACAAGACUCAUCGGUGGCUCGUGGGCAUACCCGACGCCUUGAUCGUGGACACCAAGACUGGUAAGGUCGAGGGAAUCCUCGAGGUGAAGUGCCCCUACGCGCCGGACAUGAGUCGGGUGGUGCCGCACCAGACCAUGUCUGCUAUUUAUUACCACAUGCCCCAGGUGCAGGGCUACAUGGAGAUCCUGGACGUGGAGUACUGUGAUCUCAUGAGCUACACGACCAAGGGGAGCGUGAUCUUUCGGUUCAUGCGCGAUCGCGCCUACUGGCUGGAGAUGCUGCCCGCGUUGGUCGAGUUUUGGACGCACAUGCGACGAGACACCCCACCAUCAGAGAAGCACGCAAACAGCAAGACUCUUGAGAAGUAA